Messenger RNA from Quercus lobata, 768 nucleotides. RefSeq lists its product as uncharacterized. The transcript has 3 exons. The record is from RefSeq and is a predicted model, not a curated record. NCBI's taxonomy places the organism in Eukaryota, Viridiplantae, Streptophyta, Magnoliopsida, Fagales, Fagaceae. The coding region runs from base 1 to 768 and encodes 255 amino acids.
AUGGAUGGUUCUAAUGAUGAGCAGAGGCUUGACAACCCAGAAUUGAAUGAGAGGACUGAUAUGACAAAUGUUCAGUUGGUAAAAGGGAUGAAGUUUCCACACUCCAAGGUUUUUAGGAAGGCUUUGAGGGAAUCAAGGAAGGUAGCUGGGGGUUUAAUCACUGGGAAUGAAGAGGCUCAAUAUGGCUUACUUAGAGAUUAUGCAGAAAUGAUAAGGAGGACAGAUGUAGGAAGCAAGGUGAUACUGCAAACAGAGAUAGAAAAUGAGAAUGCAAAACCCAAGUUUAAAAGGAUGUACAAUAGGUACAAUACUCAGAAAGUUGACUUUCUAGGUGGUUGUAUACCCUUUAUUGGGCUGGAUGGAUGCCACUUGAAGGGUAGGUUUGGUGGGCAAUUAUUGUCUGCUACUACUAAGGAUGGAAAUGACAAUAUAUUCCCAGUGGCAAUGACUGUGGUUAAGCAAGAGAACAAGGACAGCUGGAUCUGGUUCUUGGAUCAGUUUGCAGAUGACAUUGGCAGGCCAGAGGAUCUCAAUCUGGGUCUUCUACUUGCAAUGGAGACUCUAUUCCCAACUGUAGAGCACAUGUAUUGUGUGAAGCACAUAUACAACAACUUCAAGGUUAACCGCAAGGACACGGAGUUGAAGAGUGUACUGUGGAGGUGUGUUAGCACAACUUCAAUCAGAGAAUUUGAUAGGGGGAUGGAGCAUCUUAAGAGUUUGGAUGAAGGAGCUUGGAAGUACCUUGCAGAUAUAGAGCCUGCACAGUGA